This is a messenger RNA of Pelodiscus sinensis (Chinese soft-shelled turtle), 2609 nucleotides long. NCBI's taxonomy places the organism in Eukaryota, Metazoa, Chordata, Testudines, Trionychidae. The record is from RefSeq and is a predicted model, not a curated record.
AUGGAGGCUCACGCUGUUCGAAUUCCCGCCGACGCGGAUUCCGUGCAUAGGGACCAUGUGGUGCCUCUGCGUGCCUGGCUGACCCGCAGCAGCAUCCUCUACGCCGGCAACGACAAGUGGUGCUUGGACCCCCGCGUGGUGCUCCUGUCCAACACCAAAACCCAGUACAGCAUCCAGAUCCAGGACGUGGAUGUGUACGACGAGGGCCCCUACACCUGCUCUGUGCAGACAGACAACCACCCCAAGACCUCCCGGGUGCAUCUCAUCGUGCAAGUGUCUCCCAAAAUUGUUGAGAUCUCUUCCGACAUUUCCAUCAACGAAGGCGGCAACAUCAGCCUCACCUGUAUAGCCACGGGCAGGCCGGAUCCCACCAUCACCUGGCGGCACAUCUCCCCCAAAGCAGUGGGGUUCGUGAGCGAGGACGAGUACCUGGAGAUCACCGGCAUCACCAGGGAGCAGUCGGGCGAGUACGAGUGCAGCGCGUCCAAUGAUGUGGCAGCGCCCGUCGUCCAGAGAGUGAAAGUCACCGUCAACUACCCGCCGUACAUUUCGGACGCCAAGAGCACCGGGGUGCCCGUGGGGCAGAAGGGCAUUCUUCAGUGCGAAGCCUCCGCUGUGCCCGCGGCAGAGUUCCAGUGGUUCAAAGACGACAAAAGGCUGGUACAAGGACAGAGAGGAGUGAAAGUUGAGAGCAAAGCCUUCUUCUCCAGGCUCACCUUCUUCAACGUCUCCGAGCAGGAUUAUGGGAACUACACAUGCGUGGCCUCCAACAAGCUAGGCAAUACCAACGUCAGCAUCAUCCUGUACGAAAUAAGUGAGCCCACAAGCUCAACCUUGUUCCAAGAAGAGACAACUACAGUCCUGACGCCCUGGAAAGGUCCUGGCGCAGUGCAUGAUGGGAACAAUGGCACAUCAAGAAGAGCCGGCUGCAUUUGGCUCCUGCCCCUCCUGCUGUUGCAUCUGCUCCUUAAGUUUUGACCCAAGUGCUGAUUCCGCGGAGUAGCGACAACAACAGCAACCACACGAAGAAAAAGUACAAAAUUUAAACAAGAAAAAUAAUUGUUAUAAGAAAGAAAAUAUUGCCAGGAAAUCUGGGGGAGGGGGUGGAGGAGAGAGGGGGAAAACAUUUUGUUUUUGUUUUUUGAAAAAAAAAUCCAAUUUUGUCUCAAUGACAUUUUGACACAGCUGAAUCGUUUUCUUUUUCUUUUUCUUCUUUCUGCAACCGACAAGUGUGCAGGUACUAAGGACCAACCAGUACAUUUGGCUGAAUGGCUCCCCCCCACCCAUGCCCCCAUUCCGAGGCAGCUGGCUCGGUCAUUUCUUUCCGCUCAACUCUCCCAUAUGGAUGAUUACGGAGUCGGCUGCUUCAGCACAUGCAUAGGCCGAUGUGCAGCUUGUUUUGAGAUUUUCCCCUCCUUUUCAUGGACUGUGCCGCCAUUUGUGUUAGUUUAAAAAACAAGCAAAAAUGUAUGACGACGAUACGAAUGAAAAGGAAGAAAGCAAACCAGUGGUUAAACAUUUCUUCAUUCUACGACGCACGGACAUCACAGAGAAUAAGGGAUUCUGAUUCAUUAUUAAUUUUAUUAACUAUAUUUUCUGAUAUGAGCUUAGAACUGUUAGUUCAUAAAAAACAACAACAAAAUGAAAAAAGCAAAAAAAAAGAGAAGUGUGUUUAUUAAGCAUUAAAAAUGAAACACGCAAAUAGUGUUCUUCUUAACUAGGUGUGCAAGAGGUUGCAAUCUCAGCUUGUCUUUGGGUUUUUGCAAAAUUGGUGUGAACAGUCAACGAGUCCUGGGGGAAAAAAAUGGUUUGACAAACAAUUCCUCCACCAGCGUUAUUGAAACUUCAUCCAUUUCUCUGGUGUUCAACACGGAAGAUACUCGGCUGUCUACAUACUGUUUUGGAAACAGUGAUACUCACUGUAUGUUGAGUUGGAUGGAUAUGCUUAUUCUUUUUAUGGGAUAUAUAUAUAUAUACAUACAGUAUAUAUAAAUAUACAUAUAUAUAUUAUUUUUUGUUAGCGUUCUAGCCACAUUAUUUCUCAGCAAGGUCUUUCUUCUGCCAUUACUGCAUGCUGUAUAUGGACAUAGCUGUGUAUUGGUCUUCUAAGAGAUGAUAGAGUUUAUUGAUGAUUGUGUAAUCAAUUCCUGCCUAUUAUUUUAUCCGCUCCUUCCCUUGGGUUAUUUACAUGUUGGAGACACUUAUUAAAAAAAAACCAACCAAACCAACCAACCAAUCAAAGCAAGGAGAAAUAACAGCUGCAGCGUCUCUUUCCAGGUUUGGAUAUUCCAAGGGGAAGCCAUGUAUAACAACAAGUAUUCUCCAUUACCCCCUUUUUACACAGCUUGGGACAUUAACACAACGCCACCACAAAUUAAAAAAAAAAAAAGUAAACCAGAAAAGAAACAAAACCCACCACCCACCUUUGAUGCAGCUGGUUUCUAGGACACUUGUGUGGCUAUGGGGAAAAUUAACUUGCUUUAUUUUAUUAUUUUGUUCCCUUCCUGGUGGAUGAAACUGAAGACAUGUGCUUCCCAUCAAGGUUCGGAGAUAGCCCCAUAGCCAGAGGACCGCCGGUGUCCUUGACCUGUUGGGGGGGGGGGGGGCCA